UUUUUACACUUUGUACGGCGGUACAUACAAUUGCAUACAUAUGCAGUUGAAAAAGCACACAUAUAAUUUAACAGAAAUUGGACAAUAAUAACAAUGUUCAUAUCAUAUGCAAUAUAACACGCUAUACAGAUAACACAAAUACAAGUGUAUACAUACAUACAUAGCAUUGGCAUGUAAAAAUGCAUUAGCCCAAUGUGCAUACGGAAUAUAAGUUAAUAGCACAAAUUGUAUGGGUACAACCUUACAUGCAUACAAAUCCGUACAUAUGUAUGUACAUGCAUUCGUGUACAUAAGUACAUAUGCAGGUAUGUUUUGCAAAAUUCAUGGAAUUCACUCUUUUGUCUUUUCCGAGUGACAAGCGCGUCCUACGGUGGCAUUGAUUUUGUGGCUAACUUCUCAUUCGAGUAGUCGUAACCGCAAACUGCAGACAAAUGUUCCUGUUGACGGAAAUUGAAUCAUACAUACAUGUCUUUGACAGUACAUAGUAAGUAUAGCAAUCACAAGAUGCCAUUGAAUGCUUUCAAAGUGUAACGUGCGACUGACUGUGAAGGACGAACGGGUUUAAAUACAUAUGUAUGUACGUAGGAUAUGCAUACCAUUGUACGUAUGUAUGUAUUUAAAACGCAUGUAUGCAAGUUUAAUCUACAGGAAAUUGUCAUAGUUUUGAUUGCAAUGGACACUUAUCAGAAAUCGAUUGACAACGGGAAAUUAUAUCAAAUAGUAACAGAUACAUAUGUAUGUGUGUAUUAAGUAGAUGUGGCUACAUUUGAACUUUACAAUUCGAAUAGUGAUUAGAAAAACGUUUAUAUAUACUAAGUGAAGAAAAAGAUACGAUUACAAGGCGGACAAAAAACGCUUACCCCCCAAAAAAAAAGCGUAUAAGCGCUUUUGAAUAUGGGCUGUUCAACUUCUGCGCCAACUGUCUUGGAUACAAACAAAGAAGGAACGCUUUCAGCUAACAAAGUUAACGACAACAAGGGCAGUUCAAAUAUGUGUGACAAGGCAAAGAUUGAAGAUAUGGAGGCAAACAAAUAUCCCGCUUCAGAAGCAUUCAUCAUACCACUGAACGACGCGGUCGAAACAAAAGUGUACACCGCUGAUGCGCCAGAAGCAAAGGAUUUACUCGCAGCGACUGUGAAAAAACAACCGCCCAAGCGUAUACAAGAGCUAAUAGAGCAAGCGGCAGAAAAUGAAGCGACCGCUGUUAAUUUACAAAAUUUAGAGGAGAAACUCGAGAAGGCCGAAGAACGUAGAAAGGAAUAUUUGCAACAGAAAAUUGAAACCAUACAAAAAACAACACAAAUGUUGACAAGAAGUAGCAGUAGAGAAUUGUUGGAGAGGGAAAAGCAAGAUGAGCCGGAUGUUGAUGGCCAAAUGGAGAAGGAGCACAAAAAUGACAAUCAUGCUGAAUAUGGCCAGGGGAAAAAAUAGCGGAAACUUCACUUCCAAUUCAAUACAUCCGAUAUGGAGAUCGAUUCGAUGCGUCAAACUGCAUUUGUAAAUGUCACCGGAUGUCGCUUGGUGGGUUGAUAUGGUAUGGUUGAUAUUGGUAUGUAUACCACGGUUGCCACUGUUGGUUGUUUCCAACCAACUUUGGUUUUAUUUAUUUUUAUUUUUAUUUUUGUAGUUUUUUCUCUGCUUUGGCUUUCGUUUUUUUUUAAUUAGAACUUAGCAAAUUUUUUCUUCACAAAAAGUAUUAUUGCAUACCGAAUGCCAAAAAUGAAUAAACGAAUUUUUCAAAUUCCUAUUUUUAAUGUAACAUGUUUUAUAUGCACAUCUAAAAAGUAAAAAAUGUAAUUAAAGCUUAUUUCCAACAAAAUUAGUGAAGUCGUUUUUAAUGUGACUGGUCUAAGACUUACACAACAAUAGUGUUUUAAGGCUUUUGAGAUUGAGAAUACGGGAAAAAUAGUUUCGUUGGAUAAAAAAAUUUCCUUGACAUUUCAAAUGACCUUCAAAGGGAGGAGGUUUUCAAGUUUUUCCUUUUUUGACCUGAAAAUAAUUUGCAGUGAACUUUUUAAAAAGUUUUAACAACACAUUUUUGCUCCUCAUGCUUCCAGGAAUCCUUUUCCAUGGUCGCAGGAAUCGAAAAACGCAUUUUAAUUUUUCUUUAUGAAUUCAUGACUAGCCGUGCUCGUUCUCGAGAUAUUAGAAUUUGUCACGAAAAAAGUUCAAUUUCCACACUGUGUGGCGUUAUUGUCGAAGCUUUUAAAAAUGUUUUACUGUACGAAUCGCAACAUAUUCGGAAAUACGUACAUUGGCUAAGUUCCAAGAGUAACUGAGAAAAUACUACUUUUGGUUAACUCAUAGGUUAUUCACAUUCGAAUGGGUCACACGAGAAUUAUUAUUUUUGACCUAAAAAGAAACUUGACAGGUGGCGCUAAGUGGUGCCGCCCCAUCAAUUCUUUCGAAAAACAUAGAAGUUGAUGUAGGGCUUUAAUUUUUUCUAUGUAAUAUUUGUAGACACAAAUAAGGAAAAAACGAAAAAUGGUCGUGAUUGGUUUAUUUUAAAGCAUACCUCCCAUACAAACCUUCUUCAAAAUCGCCUUAAAAUGCUAUAAAAAGCGCAUCGAUGAGAAUAUAACUCUGAAAUUUCGUCUAUCUGUUCAUAAAUAAUAAUAUUAUAAGUAAACAAACUAAAAAUGGGUAUGGUCGGUUUAUUUUAAAGUGUAUCUCCCAUACAAACCUAACCUCAAAAUCGCCUAGGAGUACCGAAAAAAACGUACCAAUGAGAAUAUGACCCCGAAAUUUUGUCCAUCUGUUUAUAAUACUACGAUAAGGGAACACUCUAAAAUGCAGGAGAUCGUUCGCAACAAAAUUAAAAAAAAAACAACGCCAAUUCGUAAAUUGCACUUAUUCAGAUUAUAAAGCUCAAAAUUUUCAUCAAAAUUUGUUGAAUUUUCCUAAAUUUUGUGGUAAGUUUGCA
Messenger RNA from Rhagoletis zephyria (snowberry fruit fly), 2923 nucleotides. RefSeq lists its product as uncharacterized. The record is from RefSeq and is a predicted model, not a curated record. NCBI's taxonomy places the organism in Eukaryota, Metazoa, Arthropoda, Insecta, Diptera, Tephritidae.